UUGUUUAUAUUUUGUUAUUUUGUUGUUUUUUUGUUGUUAUUUUUUCAGCUGUUUAAUAUGGUUAUUUAAAAAGUUGUGAAGUUGAUAUAGCUGUUAGUGUUUUAUUUAAAACAUUGCUGUUUUUAGUUGAUCACAGGUUUUCACUGCAUUUACCAUAAACCAGUAACUCACCAGCUAUAAAAUUCCCAGACAAAUCACCACCUAAUUUAACCAUCGAUGGCUGAAUCAAAACAUGAUCUGUUACAGUUCAUGAUUGUUGUUGGUAAACUGAAGGUAGGCAAGUAGUUGUUACGUUAUGUGCUUAAAUAGUUAUCCAGCAAGAUCUAUAUUAGUAUAUUCUCCUAAUUCUCGAACAGUGAGGCCUGAGGGUCACUCAAGAUCAUGGCUGUCCCCAACCUCGUCCCCAGGGUCUUGCCCUGGGGAUGAGGUUGGGCUGUCCCUUGUCAGUUGCCCUAGCACCACUGGGCUGGCUACUGUAUAUAUUGAUACCAAAAUAGAUAUAAUCAUAAUUCCAUUCCAACUAGCUACAUCCUGUUCCUAUAGCCAGUGCAUUUAAUACGAGAAGCAUAUGAAUGCCUGCACUAGAUGAUUUAAUUUACUGCCAAGAGGAAGUACAGGUACUCAAUGGGUUUAAUUAUAUUUAUUGAUGUUCAGUCGUUAAGGAGAACUGGUUGGGUAAGGCGUGGUGUGCCCAAUCCGGAACAUGUUGCAGAUCACAUGUACAUGAUGGUCGUCAUGACAUUUUUCAUUCAAGAUGAUCACAACCUAAAUAAGGAACGGUAAGGAAUGCACAUGUUUUUAAUAGAGGUGGUUUUAGCCAUCAAGUUGCAUUAUAACCUUAUCCAUCCUACUUUAUUAUCGCCAGACGAUUUCACUCAUCAAGGGGAGAUUUCACUCAUCAAUGGGUUAAUUGAUUACCAAAUAAGUAUUCAAUUACUUAUUUAACCCAUUAAGCGCCAGCGCUCUUCCCUUGACGAGUAAAAUCAUCUGGCAUUAGACAGAGUAAAAUACUAAAGUAGGGUGCAUCAGGGUGCAAUGCAACUCAAUGGGUUAAUUAACAAAAAUAUUGCAAGAUCAGUAUAAUCAGUAGGCUCGGAUUCCAGCCGUUGGGUUCUCAGCACUCAACCUAACGGCUGGAAUCCGAGCCUAUAUAAUCAGUGGUUAAUUAAUUUUAAUGACCAGUUUUAAUUGUAAAUUUAAAUGAACUAAUUUAUUUGGUUAAUUGAUUUGACCAUUAAUUUAUUAAUUAAUCAAUUUAAUUAGUUGAUUAAUGAUUACUGAGUAAUUACUUGUUACCUUGAUUGUAUAAUUGGUAAAUUAAAUAAUCAAUGUAUAUAGUUAAUUAAUAAUAAUAAAUAUUUAAGUGUGGUAAUUAAAUUGUCCUCAUUAUAUGUUUUCAGUUGUAUGAAACUAGCACUGGUCCACGACAUGGCAGAGUGUAUAGUUGGAGAUAUCACUCCUUACUGUGGAGUGAGUAAGAAUGAAAAACACGCAAAAGAGAGGGUCAGUGUGUGACAUUGAUUAAAUUAUUAACAACUAGAGGACACUUAAACACUGCAUACCUCUCAGCUAUUACACCAUUUAUACAAUAGGCUAAUGGACCACUUGCAUGUUAGACUAAAUUUUAAUCUAAGUAAAGAGAAGGGAAUCAAACACCGUGCAGCUAAAAAAACAUAAUGAAAUUAGUAAACUUGCAAAAUUUGGUUGCGAAAUGUUGUAAAGCUUGCAAAAUAUAGUCUUGCAAAGUUUGCAAAUUUUGUAUAAUUAUGUUUGUAUCACGCGCGGAAAUUGUUACCAUUUUCGGCUCAAAAAUGGUAACAAUUUCCGCACGUAAUACAAACAUAUACAAAAUAUGCAAACUUUGCAAGGCUAUAUUUCAAGAUAACGGCAGAUGACCGGUCAGCUUUUACCGGCCGUUAAUUAUUUUGAGCCCUGAAUAAUUGUACAAAUCUGAUCCAAACUGCUAAAAUAGUCAAUUGGCUAAACAUGGUUUUGAAAAACACUGCUAUACUUAUCCAAUGCACUUAUAAUUAUCAAACGUUGCUGUAGGUUUCAAAAUUCUGCAGUGAAUCAAUUCUGUUUAAUAUAGGAAGCAAUGAAGCAAAUAUCUUCACUUGCUGGCCAAAAGGUUGGGCCAGAGUUACUUGCUUUGUGGGAGGUAUGUGAAUUAUAUAUAAUUGUAUUUUGCUCAAUUGUAUUCAGAAGUGGACAAGAAGAACUUUGAUCCAGACAAGAAGAACUAAAUCCAUUACCAUAGCUGGAUAGAGCAUCUUAAAAUGAGUAAAGUUGCAAAGUUUGGUUGCGAUUUGUUGUAAAAUGAAGAAAAUCGCAAAUGAAGUUCGCAAAUUUUGUAUAUAUGUGCAUUAUGCGCCGGAAAAAUAUCCAGUUUAAACAGAAAGUGGUUAUUUUUACCGCGCGUAAUACAAAUAUAUUCUUCACAGGGCUAUAUUUUCUUCAUUUUACAACAUUUAGCAACCAAUCUCUGCUGUUUUACUCAUCAGUUCUAAGACGCUCUUUCUAGCUGUGGUAUUGGAUUUCGUUUUUCUUGCCUUGAUCAAAAUUUAGUCUAAAGCUGGAAUCACCCAUUAAGUUUAGAAGAUAAUCACACAAGAGCCAAUAUGAGUAAUGACUGUAUGUUUUUAGGAAUACGAAGCGCAGGAAACUCCAGAAUCACAAUUCGUUAAAAAUUUGGAUCGCUUUGAUAUGAUCUUACAAGCGCAUCAAUACGAAAAAGGUAAUUCACCUGUUUACAUUCUAUACUACUAUACAUGAAUGUACAAUAUAACUUAAUUCUAACCUCGAUUCCUAUAUUUCUACCGCAGAAAUCGGACAGGUUGGUCAUCUUCAAGAAUUCUUUGACUCAACCGAAGGUUUGUUUCUUACCCCUGAGCGUUUCAAUGAUAUUUUGAAAUUUCUAAACGUCGCAUUUCGCAUGUUAUUAUAAUUAUAAGUAUUAUUAAAUCAUUUUGUUCCAUUUCGCCCUAAUACGCCCUAUAGUUUAUUAUUUACCCUGUCUAAUACCAGACGAUUUUACUUGUCAAGGGGAGAGCGCUUGUAUGCAUUGGUCUGUUUUCACCAAAUCGAGUUCUUGACCAAAUCUUCAACCAUCUCUCAAUUGAUAAACAGGAAAUAUUGAUUGUGUUUAAUUUCAGGAAAAUUUGACCAUGCGAUGGUAAAUAAUUGGGCGACACAAUUAACGGAACAUCGCAAGAUGAGCGAGACUAAUAAAGAAUCUGCAUCAGACAGCGAAAAUAAUAGAACAGAAAAGGUUUGAUUCUCGGAUUAAAUACGCUGUGAAUUUGUCCAGAAUAGGUUUGUAUAAAAGAAUAAACUGUCAUUUAAAUAUUAUUUAUUUAAUAGCUUUCAUAAUUUCAAACCAUGUUAGCCAAUUUUGUAAUACAUUUUUAGUUAUUUUUUUAAAGUGAUAUUUUGCAUUUUUCCAAACUAAUUCUAUUUUUUU
Paramuricea clavata is the source of this 3460-nucleotide messenger RNA. The record is from the annotation of a GenBank genome assembly. NCBI's taxonomy places the organism in Eukaryota, Metazoa, Cnidaria, Anthozoa, Malacalcyonacea, Plexauridae.